AUGACCAGCCCCUCCAGGAGUAUCGACGACCACAGACACAUCUAUGAGAGCCCGGCUCACAAGCCAGAGACGUCCAGGUACCGCAGCUGGAGCAGCCUUCGCUUUUCAAGAUGGAGAAGUGGCUCCCAGAGGACCACCCCCCCUGGCACCCCUUCUCCAAAGGUGGAGAAGAAGGGCGAUGUGACCAACACGCUCUUCACCCUGGUCAAGACACACAAUGACGACUACACCGCUGACCCCGAUGGCCUGCUGGACACCAACGGGGAGGGCGAAGGAGCCAGCGAGGACAUCCCGCUGGACCAGUCCACCUACUUCCAGAAGCAGUUUGGCUCCUUGCUGCAGCCUGGGGUCAACAAGUUUUCCCUGCGCAUGUUUGGCAGCCACAAGGGUGUUGCUGCAGAACAGGCCAGGGUCAAGAGCUUCGGAGUGUGGAUCAUCCACCCCUACAGUAACUUCAGGUUUUCCUGGGACAUCGUGAUGCUUCUGCUGAUGAUGAGUAAUCUAGUGAUUUUACCCUGGGGAAUCACCUUCUUUGAGGACCAGAACACUUCACCAUGGAUCACCUUUAACGUCCUGUCUGACACUCUCUUCCUCAUGGACUUGGUUUUCAACUUCCGCACCGGCAUCCUGAAAGGGGACAGCCACAUCAUCCUGGACCCCAAAGAGAUCCGCAUGCACUACCUCCGCACAUGGUUCAUGGUGGACUUCAUCUCCUCCAUCCCCGUCGACUAUAUCUUCCUCAUCGUUGACCUUGAGUCCCGGCACGACUCGUCUGAUGUCUACCGCACUGCCCGCGCACUACGGAUAGUGCGCUUCACCAAGAUCCUGAGUCUGCUGCGUCUUCUGCGACUGUCCCGCCUCAUCCGGUACAUUCACCAGUGGGAAGAGCUUUUCCAUAUGACGUAUGACCUGGCCAGUGCAGUGGUGCGUAUAGUGAACUUGAUUGGCAUGAUGCUGCUGUUGUGUCACUGGGAUGGCUGCUUGACCUUCAUGGUGCCGAUGCUGCAGGACUUUCCUGCAGACUGCUGGGUAUCCAAGAACAAUAUGGUGAAUGCUACAUGGCACAUACAGUACUCCUACGCCCUGUUUAUGGCCAUGAGUCACAUGCUGUGUAUAGGAUACGGCGCCCACCCUCCGGAGGGCGUGAGCGAUGUGUGGCUCACCAUGAUCAGCAUGGUUGUGGGGGCCACCUGCUACGCCUUGUUCCUCGGCCAUGCAACGACCCUGGUUCAGUCUUUGGAUGCGUCACAUCGUCAGUAUCAAGAGAAGUAUAAACAAGUGGAGCAGUACAUGUCGUUCCAUAAACUGCCAGCAGACGUGAGACAGAGGAUCCAUGAUUAUUACGAGCAGCGAUUCCAAGGCAAGAUGUUUGACGAGGACAGCAUCCUCGGAGAACUCAGUGAUCCGCUCAAGGAGGAGAUAGUGAGCUAUAACUGUCGUGGGCUGGUAGCCAACAUGCCACUGUUUGCCAACACUGACCCUCAUUUUGUGACAGUGAUCCUGACCAAGCUGCGUUUCGAAGUCUUCCAACCGGCAGACUUGAUUAUAAGAGAAGGAACAUUGGGUCGGAAAAUGUACUUUAUCCAGCACGGCACCGUCACUGUCGUCCCGCGUGGCAGUAAGGAGAUUAUGCUCAGCGAUGGAGCGUACUUUGGUGAGAUCUGCCUUCUCACCCAGGGACGACGCACAGCCAGCGUGAGGGCCGACACAUACUGUCGUCUUUACUCCCUGAGCGUGGAAAGUUUCAACGAGGUGCUGGAGGAGCAUCCUCUGAUGAGGAGGGCCUUCGAGAGCGUAGCUGUCGACCGACUGGGACGGGUCUCACGCAGACCCAGUUACCAGCCUCCCCCAGCAGAGUGA
Paralichthys olivaceus (Japanese flounder) is the source of this 1860-nucleotide messenger RNA. It is a transcript of the gene hcn3, whose product is annotated as hyperpolarization activated cyclic nucleotide-gated potassium channel 3. Gene Ontology annotation, biological process: potassium ion transmembrane transport; sodium ion transmembrane transport; regulation of membrane depolarization. Lineage: Eukaryota; Metazoa; Chordata; Actinopteri; Pleuronectiformes; Paralichthyidae. The record is from RefSeq and is a predicted model, not a curated record. Gene Ontology annotation, cellular component: axon; membrane; HCN channel complex. Gene Ontology annotation, molecular function: voltage-gated potassium channel activity.